UGAUUCUAGCAAAAUAUUUUCAAACAAGUAACGAAGUGUUGAUGUGGACAGAAAAUUCUAUUCUGUUUAUCCUGAAUCGUAAACAAAACCUGUGAAAAAAGUAGUAUUUUAGCAGAUUUUCCCUAGACCAACAGGAUGGAAGACACCGGCAAGGAUGAUUACAUUCAAAAAAGAAUCAAUAAAAUUCUUGAAACGCGCAUCGAUUCGGACCGCGAAACUCUCGAUGCUUUGACGGAUUUGUCUGAAUUUUAUACAGAAAAUUCGAUUCAAUCGCGGCGAAAUCUCCGUAGCCAGAUUGAACGACGGAGUUUGGCUAUCAAUGAGAAUUUUUUAGGAGCGUUCCGGGAGGUCAAGCAAGCCCUGGAUGGUAUUUGUAAAGAAAUCGAUGACAUCAGUACCUCUGUUGAAGACAUGAAGCUCCAGCUAAGCAACACCGAGGCCCAGCAAAAGGAUUUAAUAGAGAAGGCAAAAUCGCUGCAAGCCGAAAACGAUAAGCUGCAGUUGCAGCAGAAAAUCGCAUCCGGUUUCCUGUCUCGUUUCCAGCUGUCGGUAACAGAACAUCAGACUCUGUACGGAGCGACCCGAGACGAACCGAUAACUGGGGAAUUUUUUACCGUGCUUGAUCGCGUGCAAACGAUUCACUCGGAUUGUAAAACCCUGCUGCAGAGUGGCUACCAAACGGCUGCAUUGGAUAUUAUGGAAGAAAUGACUUUGCACCAAGAGGCGGCCCUCGAACGGCUGUAUCGGUGGACUCAAAGCCACUGCCGAAAUGUAGACACCAAUGAGAUCGGCCAUUUGGUGACUCAGGCAAUGGCUCGACUACAGGAGCGACCAGUUUUGUUCAAAUACGUUAUUGAUGAGUAUUCGACCGCUAGAAGAUCGGUGGUCGUCAGAAGCUUUAUCGAUGCUUUAACAGUUGGAGAAGCAAACGUAAAACCGAUAGAAAUGCUUGCGCAUGAUCCCAAGCGCUAUAUCGGGGAUAUGUUCGCUUAUAUUCAUCAAAUUUUGCCAGUUGAACGCGAAAAUCUGCUAAUGUUGGUAAAAAUGUGCGACAAAGACGUCACCGAACAGACACAACUGGCAAUGACUAACAUUUCCGACGGCGUUUGUCAUCCGCUGAAAGUACGCGUAGAAAUGAUUCUGAAUAGCGAAAAGGAUACUAUCGUUUUGUAUUCGAUUUCCAACCUAAUUCGCUUCUACCAGAAUAUUAUCAUUAAUGUGGUCAAAGGUGGACAACUAGAACAAUGCAUCUCGGAACUCCACGCCCAUUCCGAAACGUCAUACUUGAACUCACUGGCGUUUCAGGUUAAACAACUUUUACAAGGUCCUAACGAGCACAAACUAGGGCUUGAACCGCCCCAGACCGAUCUUGUUCCUUCGCCCAGUGUUGGUAGAUUGCUAAAUCUGCUGAAAGAAAUUCUUUCUGUUGCCAGUAUGGUUGAAGGAAGUCAAUCAGACAUUUUGAAAAUCGUUUCCUGCGUUAUCGAUCCUUUGCUUCAGUCUAUUCAGGAAUCUGCUUCCCAUUUACCGACCACGGACAUGGCCGUUUAUUUGCUCAAUUCACUGCAUCAAAUCGAGAGCGUUCUCGCGAUCUACGAGUACAUGGAGGACCGCCUGGAGCGUCUCCAGGCGCAGUCCGACGCUCAGCUUGACACUCUUACCUCAGAGCAGGCUUCGUCGCUGGUCGCAAACCUAAACUUAGGUCCAAUCUACACCGUCCUACAAAGCAACGUUUCCCAGAUCGAGCAACGACAUCUGCAACUGUUCGUGUCAAAAUUGGACAGCUUUUUGGAAAUGCCGGAGAUUUUGCUACUUCCACAGGUAAAUCUACUGCUGAGUGGAAAUCAUCGAUCAACGGUACAAAAGCGCUCAUUCAACGUGAUUGUGGCUAUCUACAAGCAGAUUUACGAGCGGAUUCAUGACCCUGCCAACGGUUAUGAGCAUCCUGAGGCGGUGUUUUCCAAAACGCCUGAACAGGUGACGGAGCUGUUGUGCGGUUGAUUAUUGAAUGUUUUAGCUGAAUAAUAUAUUUCGCGAACCAA
Molecule: messenger RNA, 2042 nt
Organism: Wyeomyia smithii (pitcher-plant mosquito)
Lineage: Eukaryota; Metazoa; Arthropoda; Insecta; Diptera; Culicidae
Gene: Cog6
Product: conserved oligomeric Golgi complex subunit 6
Exons: 4
Coding region: 136-2001 (621 amino acids)
Biological process (GO): intra-Golgi vesicle-mediated transport
Cellular component (GO): COG complex
Source: RefSeq, a predicted model, not a curated record